Molecule: messenger RNA, 1325 nt
Organism: Homarus americanus (American lobster)
Lineage: Eukaryota; Metazoa; Arthropoda; Malacostraca; Decapoda; Nephropidae
Exons: 3
Coding region: 95-559 (154 amino acids)
Source: RefSeq, a predicted model, not a curated record
CCUUUCUCUCAGAAGUGGUGGAGCGGUGGCUCGAGUUCCCAGUGUAGUGUCAGCCUCCCUCGGCUCACCAGUGGACAACUGCUCGCGCUGAGCCAUGGUCGCCACUAUGAAGUUCUUGGUAGGACUGGUGCUGUGCCUGCCGACGGUACUCGGCCGACCUGCCGACAAGACCAAGACCACCGAGGUAACGUCAACAAACCCCAACGACGAGCGCUUCCCCAGGUCUCCCCCACAAUUUUCAUCCAGUAUCCAGGUUACAGGUUCCUCUAAUCGCUUCAGUUUCUUCGAUAAUCAAAAUGAAAUCCCAAAUGAAACUCGUGAUCAAUUCACGCCCCCCGACCCGCCUUCCAAAAAUGAUCGAGAGCAGAAGUACUUCUCCAACUUCAUUAUCGAAAUGCCGCCACACGCCCACAUUGUGGUCCACGACGAGCCAUUUUUUGACAGCCUCGACCACGGCAAGAUCAUUCUGGCGCUGGAGCAAAGGAGGAAACGUUACCACCUCCCACUUCAUAAGCUGAAGAGCCUGCGCCCUUACUUCCCAUUCUUCGUCCUAGACUAAGACGUUGUGGGUGCCCUCUCCUGCUGCCCGUUACAGGUCUCGGGCACUCGAUACGACCUAUUUUACUAGGCAUUUAAACGAGUUUUCUCGACAUUUAAAUGUAUUUUUAUAAAUCUCCAUGUCGAGAAACACAAUACAUGCCAGUGAUAUGUGUAAGACUACUAUGUUGUUUUGCACUUGUUAAUUUUUACCUAAAAGUCAAAAUUUGAUUUUUAACUUUGCCUUUAACAUUAAUAAACGAUUGCAAGUCACGUGUAUAAAAAGAAGGUGUUCAAAAGAUAUGCUUAAGAAAAUUCCAGAACUUGUAUCAUUUCAUAUCACACUUGCAGUCAAUGAGCCAACCAUGUUAUUUUAUACUGAAAUGAAGUCACAAUAUUUUCCAUUCAUAUAAUACUUUACUGUUAUGAACCAAUAACUGUGUCUCUCACUCAAGUCCUCCCUUCCUGUUUUACUUUUUUAAGUAUCACCUAAAUCUAUUAUCACUGUAGAAUGUAUAUUUUGUGUGUAUAAGAACAUUUUUAUAGUGUGUAUAUUUUAUGGCAAUAAUUAACAAACACUGCAAGCUUGAGUACAUAAUGUCUAGUAUGUACUUUAGUAUUGUGUGUAUUGUUCCAUGUUUUCUUACUUUAUAUUGUACAAUAUUGCUUGGCACAUUGUAUAAACGUUUUUCAUUCUAGUUAAUGAUAAAUACUGCUGUUUCAAUAUCAAGUACUUUAUGACUUACAGUCGUGAUGUAAUUAUUAUAAUUAAUAAAUAACAGUGUCUA